This is a messenger RNA of Parnassius apollo (apollo), 522 nucleotides long. The record is from the annotation of a GenBank genome assembly. Lineage: Eukaryota; Metazoa; Arthropoda; Insecta; Lepidoptera; Papilionidae.
AUGACGAUAAGGAAAUUUAAUUUGAUGACAUCUGACUGCAAGAAUCAAUGGCAAUGCAACAAAUGCUUAAAUAAACAUACAUUACCUACAAAAUCAUGUAAAAUUAAUCCCAUUUUUAUAAGUACUCCUAAAGCAAACACAUCUAUAGCAUAUACGAGUACAGCACAAGAAAAUUCUAAUAUUAUAACAGACAAUAUAACUCUUAGAAAGCAAUUUACUAGGGAAAAUGAAUACGAACCUAUAAUUAAUGACGUAAAAGGUCACUCAUUACUAGAAGAAAAUAAUAAUUCUUUGGAGGAUAUUUCGUUAUCUCCCAGAAGAAGCCUUCCUGAUCUUUCUACUCGUGACUAUGACGACGAAUAUAUUCAAUUAAAGCAAAAAAUUGAGGAAUUGAAUAGUAAACUUGCCAGUGCAUAUACAGAAAUAGAAAACUUGCACAUGGAAAAGUUCACGGAGUAUCAGAAAGCGCAAGUCAAAAAUAAAAGGAGACUCAACAUUUAUGCGACAAAACAAAUCUCUUGA